Messenger RNA from Lachancea nothofagi CBS 11611, 1725 nucleotides. The record is from the annotation of a GenBank genome assembly. NCBI's taxonomy places the organism in Eukaryota, Fungi, Ascomycota, Saccharomycetes, Saccharomycetales, Saccharomycetaceae.
AUGAAAGCAGUGACAUUCGCCUCCGCGGGGCUGGCCAUUGUGGCCGGGGCCCACGCCUACAAUUCCAAACUCGACCAACAGUCCAACGUGACAGCCAUGAAUCUGACAGGCACGCACGGGCCAGAACGGCCGCUCGCGCAUCUCACGCCCACGACCGGGUGGAUGAACGACCCCAACGGUUUGUUUUACGACAACGAGACCGCGACCUACCACGCCUACUACCAGUACAACCCCAACGACAACGUUUGGGACUUGCCCUUGUUCUGGGGCCAUGCCUCGAGCAAAAACCUGGUCACGUGGGAGGACCAUGGCGUCGCGCUCGAGCCUAUGGACGACGAGUCCGGCGCCUUUUCCGGGUCCAUUGUGAUCGACCGCAACAACACCUCGGGCUUCUUCGACAACUCCACGCUGCCGGGCCAGAGAAUCGUUGCCCUUUACACUGAGAACAGCAACGUGAGCGAGUCCCAGUUCGCAGCCUACUCGCUGGACGGUGGUUACACUUUCGAUUACUACGAGCACAACCCGGUCCUAGAUAUCAACUCGACCCAGUUCAGAGACCCCAAGGUUUUCUGGCAUGACGAGACCGAGCGCUGGAUCAUGACUUUGGCGCUUUCCCAGGAAUACAAAAUUCAGAUUUACACUUCCGAAAACUUGACCUCCUGGGAGUUCAAGUCUAACUUCUCCCACCACGGUAUUCUCGGCUACCAAUACGAAUGUCCCGGUUUGGCCAAAGUACCAGUCAUUCACGAUAGUCCAUCCAACGUUACUUUGCACGGCAACAACUCUACUAUGAACGCUACCGCUCAAACCAACUCUAGCUCGGUGGACCACAAAUGGGUCAUGUUCAUUAGUAUCAAUCCUGGUGCUCCAAUGGGUGGUUCUUUCAACGAAUACUUCAUUGGUGAUUUUGACGGUGAGACCUUCACCGCUCAAGACGCGGCCACACGCGUCGUCGACCAUGGUAAGGACUUUUACGCUAUGCAAACUUUCUCCGACGCCCCUAACAAUGAUGUUCUAGGUAUUGCCUGGGCUUCCAAUUGGGACUACGCCGCCUACGUUCCAACUGAGGACUACAGAAGUUCGAUGUCUCUAGUUCGUAACUUAACGUUGCGUCCUUACAGCCCUAACCCGGAAACUACUGAGUUCACGCUAUACAGUGAACCUAUCUUGAACUACACACAAUUAAACACCAAUCAAUCCAUGCACAAGACCUCACUCGAGUUGAACUCCGAAGAAUCGGUGUCGUACCGUUUGGGCAAAUCUCCUCAAGGCUUGUUGGAGUUCUCUCUCGAGUGGAAGGUGAACUCCUCCGCUCUAACUUCCAAGCAUGAGUUCGCCGACAUGUCUCUAUACUUCCAAGGUGCUGAAGAUGACGAUGAAUAUUUGAGAUUGGGUUACGAACAAAACGCGGCCGCGUUCUUCCUUGACAGAGGUAACUCCGAAGUCGAUUUUGUGAACGAAAAUCCAUUCUUCAAUAACAGAGUCUCUCAGAACAUAGAAAUCUACAAGAUCGCCGAAGAUGGUUUACCUAUCUUCAAAGUCCGCGGUAUCAUUGACAGGAACAUCAUCGAGCUGUUCUUCAACGAUGGUUCCUCUACCUCCACAAACUUGUUCUUCUUGAGUGAGGAAAACUACAUCGGCACCGUGGAAAUCUCUUCAGGUGUUGACAAUGUCUACACCAUCUUAGACUUUGACGUGAAGCAAUUGAGCGUCAAGAACGAGUAA